Molecule: messenger RNA, 2137 nt
Organism: Cryptotermes secundus
Lineage: Eukaryota; Metazoa; Arthropoda; Insecta; Blattodea; Kalotermitidae
Product: DNA-binding protein RFX2
Biological process (GO): regulation of transcription by RNA polymerase II
Molecular function (GO): RNA polymerase II cis-regulatory region sequence-specific DNA binding; DNA-binding transcription factor activity, RNA polymerase II-specific
Source: RefSeq, a predicted model, not a curated record
AUGUCGCACAUCGAGACUGAAGAGGGGGUGCAAAUCAUGAUCCAGGAGUGCGAGUAUGUAGGGAACACAGGCCAAGCCAUCUCUUCAGACUUACAUAACUUGCAGCCAAUGGACAUGGAGGAGGAAUCUACUGAAAUAUACCUCUUAGGAUCUGGCCAACACUAUUCCGUGAACACCAGUGCAAUUACACAUGAUCAGAUGGAAAGUGAUUUAAUGCACGGAACAACUACAGACCAGUUGCUUGCUAAGGAGGAUGGUGCCUACAUUACACAGCAAGAUGUCGAUCUAAAUAAGGUCCAUACCAUCACUGCAACACACUCAGUCACCGCUGACACUUCAAUGCCCGAUGCUGAAUGGUAUUUGCAGAACUUUGAAUUACCUCCAAAACAGAUGAAGAGUGAUUUAACGCACGGAACAAUUACAGACCAGUUGCUUGCUAAGGAUAGUGGUGCCUACAUUAAACAGCAAGAUGUCGAUCCAAAUACGGUCCAUACCAUCACUGCAACACACUCAGUCACGGCUAACACUUCGUUGCCCAUUGAUGAAUGGUUGUUCCAGAACUUUGACUUUUCUCCAAAUCAGAUGGAAAGUGAUGUAAUGCAUGGAACAACUACAGACCAGUUGCAUGCUAAGGAGAGUGGUGCCUACAUUAAACAGCAAGUUGUCGAUCCAAAUACGAUCCAUACCAUCACUGCAACACACUCAGUCACUGCUAACACUUUGUUGACCCCUGAUGGAUGGUUGUUGCAGAACUUUGAAUUAGCUUCAGACAUGAGCCUUCCUCGUUCUACAGUGUACAAACUUUACCUCCAUCACUGUAAUGAAGACAAAUUAAAACCUCUUAUUCCACAAUUGCUAGGGAAGAUCAUCAGCAGAGUUUUUCCUCAGCUGAAAACCAGAAGAUUUGGUAAAAGGGGUAAUAGCAAAUACCACUAUUAUGGGAUCCGUCUAAUUCCUGGAUCAGCAGCGAGUAAACUGGCAGAAGAAAACGACUUAGUUGAUUGGCAGCAAAAACCACAGAGAGGCCAUAAAUUCCAGUCCCGCUCAGGUGGUGGGACUGGCAUUCUGAAAAUGGGAAACAAAUAUGAGCAAAAUGCAAACAGUUCAGUCAGCUUGUGUCACUCCAAUUCAUUACAACACGACCCUCAUGAACACCUGUAUCCAGGUGACCUACCAGAAGCAAUACCCAACUUUCCAGAUAUAGAAUUUCCUGUAGACCUACCUGAGGACUGCACACUUGAAGAUUUGGACACAUUUCGUUGUAUCUACAUAGAACACUGUGCGGCCUUUGUGAAUUCAGUUGUGAACUUAAAAUUCAACACUGUUGAGAGUUUGUGGAGAGAAUUCUGGCAAAGUCAGGAUAAUAACAACGGUGACGAAUGUGACAAGGAGAAAUAUUUGCCCAAAAGAAAGCUGUAUCUCUUAUGCAAGUGUGGGCCAGUUCAACAAUUUGUCUGGCGUGUGGAUUGCCAGUUCCAUCAGAUUGCAGUCGACAUCCUCAUUCCUAAUAUUCUUGUGCCAAUUCCAAGUUCAGUAAUACAGUCAAUUCAAAACUUUGCAAAUGGACUUGAAUCGUGCCUAAAAAGAGCCAUGACAAACUGUCCUGAGGAAAUGGUGCACAUCAAAGUCUCUGCUAUGAGUGUCUUGGCACAGACGUUAUGGCGCUACAGCUCACUAAACCAUCUGGCUCAAGCUGUACAUCAUGUUCUUCAGAACUAUUCACUGAGACACCAGAUGCUGGUUGACCUCAAUCAAGUUGACUUUUGCAAAAUACAAGCCCAAGCAUCAUGGGUAUGUCAGUGUGAUGAUAGUAUGGUACAACUGGAGGUUGUCUUCAAAAAGAUACUGCAUGAGCAGAAUUCAUUAGAGCAAUGGUCAGCCUGGUUGGAGGGUGUCAUUUCACAGGUGCUGAAACCAUAUGAAGGAACACCCAACUUUGCGAAGGCCGCAAGACAGUUCCUACUCAAAUGGUCAUUUUACAGUUCAUUGGUUAUCAGAGACAUAUCACUCAGAAGUGCAGCAAGCUUUGGCUCCCUUCAUGUGAUCCAUCUACUAUAUGACAAAUAUAUAUUCUUCAUUAUUGAGCACAAAGUGGCUCUGGAGACAGGGAACACUCCUAUUGGAGUAAUGGGAGAAA